GGCUAAAGUGAUCAUGAAAACCCAGGAGCAAGGUGGGUGCAUUCAACUCAAGAAUCUAAGUGGACAGUUUAUAAUUACCUCUUACCUGUUGACAGGGCCACAAUAUACUAAAGUAGACAGUCUCUACCUAAGGAAAAAUGUGACCAAUCAGGGUAUCCAUAAUUCUCGUUAUAGUUAACAAGCAUAUACUAUCCUCAUUCGUUACGCCCUUAGGAAGGUUCCUGCUGGGGUCUUGUUUAAUCCAAGCCGAAGCUGUAGUCAUAUACAUCAAGUAGAUAGGAUCUAGACGUUUAAUCUAGCUCUUCCAGGCUCCUUAACCUCUCGAGACAGGGCUUCCUCCACAUCUGGUAUUCCACGAUCAGAAUUCCAUUCCUGCACAUAACCUGGCCCUGCCCACGUGUUCCCGUGUCUUAGUCUGUGGUUACAAAAGGUGCCUCUGAGAAAUCACUUACGAGCUUGUAGACAGGAUAUUGAAGAGGAGGAGUCCUUCAUUUUUCCCAAUCGGUUGGGCUCGUCUCCCUUUCCUCUAUUCAUAACAUUAAUCUCACAUAGCACUAUAAGCAGGACGUCAUACAUACAAUAUCUGGGGGCCCAUCAUAUCCACAGCUCGCCGGGAUUUUGCAUCAACGCUUUGACUCGAGCCCUUCCAGCACUUUAUACCGUUCUGCAUGCAGCUUAGAUAGCUACUAGCGGCCAGGAUGAAGGCUACAAUACUCCAGAUUGCUCAGCUUAUUCGCUCUACCUUAAAAUACUCUUUCUUGCACCAUGUUGAGCCUACGUCGGAACACUCAGAAAAGUCCACGUUAUCCUCCGAGGCAACAUGUGUAUCCUCAAAUCUUCAUGGGAGUGCCUUGGCUAUAGCCACCCAACUCAAUGGAAAAGUGUUACAUCUCUCUGACCUCACCAAGGUGUUUGCUUCGUGGCCGACGGCAACAAACAAGCAUGUUCGUGAGUUAGAGACUCUGGUCGAUUCUCUGCUUGAGCGAGUCGUCACGAAUGAGCGGAAGUUGAAAGCGCUCAAGCAAGCAGACUUUGCUCGCCUCAUGUCUUUAUGGUAUCCUGACGCCGAAUGGCCAGAGCUACUGGUUGCCACAGCGUACUCUGUAUGGAUCUUUGUCUGGGAUGACGAGAUUGAUGCAGGUGAUACCGACGCUGCAAACCACGAGGAGCUGGCUCAAGCUUACUACAAGCAAUCCCUCGCCUAUAUUCACAGCCAACUGGGCCUUGAUAAAGACCAGAAGGAUGACAUUGAGGCGCCUCACCAGAAUAUGGCUUUAUUUGCGGAUGUAGGCCGCGGAUUGCUAAAGGCGACCGAUACUCAACAACGACAGCGAUUCUUUGACGAGCUGGAGAAUUUCAUGCUACAGGUGGGCGUUGAGCACUCGCACCGUAUGGCCGGAACAAUGCCAACUACGGAUGAAUAUAUGGAAAUACGAUCAGGCUCUGUCGGAUGUGCACCACAAAUCGCUAUCACCGACUACAUGCUAAAGAUAAGGCUUCCUGAGACAAUUAUGGAGUGUGCAGUUAUGCGGUCUCUCUGGAGAGAAACCGUCUAUAUUUGUCUUAUACUGAAUGAUGUUUACUCAGUCCAAAAAGAAAUACUCCAGGGAUCGCUUCUAAACAUUGUGCCUGUGAUAUUCCAUAACAUGAAGCGGGGUGAAAUGGACGCCGUGUCAAGAGAUCUGGAUGUCACGCUUAAGGAGUCAAUGGAGAGAUUUGAGGCGGCCGCAGAGGAAUUUAGGGCCAUGGCACCUGAAGACUCCGAGUUGCAUGGCAACAUUCUCAACUACAUCAAGUGGUGCCGCUAUUUCAUCACAGGAGUGCUCUACUGGAGUCUGGAGUCGCGCCGCUACGGAAUGGCGAAAUGCAUCAAUGCAGAUGGUACAUUGAGUAUUAGAUUAUGAAGCGACCACGACCGGGUUGUAAUUCUUCUGCAGUCCGGAUGCAACGGGGUGUCGAGGUAGUCCCUGGUAGUUUCGACAUCAUUAAGUAUAAUGUCACUUCGUACUGUUACAGCCCAGUCCUGCAAGCCAUUAUGUGCGUCAACACCAACACGUGGGGAGGGCAUCAACGCCCCCUGUGCCCCCCGCUCUUUUUCUUAACGAGGCCGUAAUUAGGGUAAUUAGCCUCAUAUUAUUACUGUACAGCAUAUACU
Molecule: messenger RNA, 2155 nt
Organism: Xylaria bambusicola
Lineage: Eukaryota; Fungi; Ascomycota; Sordariomycetes; Xylariales; Xylariaceae
Product: terpenoid synthase
Exons: 4
Coding region: 699-1904 (401 amino acids)
Source: RefSeq, a predicted model, not a curated record